GCCUGAUGAUGAAGCUGUUGUUUAGUAAAUCUUUCUGCUUUAAGGAUGCCAUCCACAGAGGCCAUUUAAAAGUAUCAGUUUCAUUUAGUCUUUUGCGAGCGUUCUGGGCUUCACCGCUGGUUGGUUUUUCUGCCAGGUUUAGGGACGGACUGUCAGUAUUUGGAGUCACCUUUGCAUGGAGCACAAAGAUGAUGAUGACGAUGAUGAUGUGUCUUUUGCCAAAUGGAUGAGCAGCUUCUGGGGCCACAGCUGGCGAGAGGAGGAGAGAGGACUCCGGGAACGCCACCGACCACAAGAUGCCAAUUACAGGAAGACCUCCCUGCCCUGCCCAUUUCCUGUGCUUUCCAGAUCUGUAUCAUCUGACUGCCAGCCCAGAAGGCAUUCUCAGGACCAAGAGUUCCGAACCCAAACUUACAAGUCGUACCACAGAAGAAGCUCAGCGAAUGGGUCGUUCAAGGAGCCACUGGAAUCAAAGGGACAGUCUCACCCUAAAGUUCAGGAAUUUUCAGAGUCCUUUGAAAAGCAACUGUGUAUUAAAACCCAACGUUCUGUCUCUUUGGGACCUGAAAGCAGAAAGGACAAAAGUGAGAGAGAGCGCCUGAGGUUGGAGGUAAGAUCACACAAGUCAUCGGGGGACGGAAGGAGCUCUGCGCAGGAAAAACAGCGAGAGGCAUGCGUUGCUCCUGUGGCUGAGAAAAAGGCCUGAGUAGGACUUUUUUCUGCAUAAUGAUGACAAGUACCCUUAUUCCUGUGCGCUGCAGUUCACCAUCUCAGGACGGCAGGAUGACAACUGCGUAAGGGCACCCGCAGUUGCGGGCUGACUCCAGUGGGAACGGGGAAGGACUGCUUCUCAAGACAGCUUGCGUGGUACUCCAGUUACUUCUGGCAUCUUGCUUGAGGCUGUAGUCUGCUUUCUAACCUUUUCAUGCGGAUAGGAAGCAUAAAAGCAUUUUCAUAGAACAAAGUAAUUUUUGAAAAUGUAAAAAUACUCUUUUUAAAGAGCCACCCACAUAUCUUUACCAACUCUCCUUGCAUGUGAACCUUAAAAUUUUAAAUAAAAGCCUUUGGUGUGA
Messenger RNA from Chinchilla lanigera (long-tailed chinchilla), 1073 nucleotides. It is a transcript of the gene Lnp1, whose product is annotated as leukemia NUP98 fusion partner 1. Bases 176 to 706 code for a protein of 176 amino acids. The record is from RefSeq and is a predicted model, not a curated record. The transcript has 3 exons. Lineage: Eukaryota; Metazoa; Chordata; Mammalia; Rodentia; Chinchillidae.